Molecule: messenger RNA, 1088 nt
Organism: Saccostrea echinata
Lineage: Eukaryota; Metazoa; Mollusca; Bivalvia; Ostreida; Ostreidae
Exons: 11
Coding region: 4-1074 (356 amino acids)
Source: RefSeq, a predicted model, not a curated record
GCCAUGAGCUCACCAGAAACACGCGAUCUCUGUUAUAACAACGGCUUCUUACUUAAUGGAGAAGAACUAGGAGAAAUUGAAAAAUCCAUUGUACAAGACUUAAACUUUGAGGAAAAUAAUUUUACCUUCACUAAAAUCAAAUACACCGAAGAGAAAAUUGAUCAUGAACAAAAGAAAUGCAUUUGGAGAUUGAACACUCUUGAAAGGAUACAAUGUGAAGAAAUGUUUAGAUCGGAAGUUCGUGUAGAAAACAUGGAUACCGGAAGAGGCGUAUCAUUGGGAGGAUUUAUCUGUUCGACGAAAAGGAAGGAUGGGUCUUAUCUUCAUAGAUUUGAGGACAUUGAUCAAAGAGGAGUUCUGUUCAAGAGUUUUUCGAUUAGAGAUGGUGACGUCAUUGUAUCCUUGAACUUUAAAGAUGUUUCUGUUUUACCACCGGUCAGCCAUGCUGAAGUCACCGAAUAUUUUCAAAAGGUCUCGCUGGACAAAUCCAGUACAAUGAUGAUAUGUAGAUGUAGGCCUCGAAGUGAAAAAUAUACGUACUUCAAGCUUAAAUUUUGCAUGAAGAACAUUUUAAAAGAUUGGUCCGAAGAAACGGAUGUUUGCGUGAAAAUAAUUGUAAAGGAACCCACAGACAGCCCAUAUCAGUUAGUGACAGCACUGAGAAUUGCAAACGCUUGCCAAUAUCUGAUUAACAAUGGCGGACGCCUUGGACUCGCGAUAUUGGAUAAUUUUAAGAAACGCCAAUCUGGCCACUUUGUUCGUCACCGGAGCAUCAAAUUCCAAAACCUUAGUUUCUUCAAUGUGUACUCCUAUCAGUCUGUGACAGACAGCUCGAAGUUCCUCGGAUUGGCAUCCGAUGGAAAAACAAUCGACUUAGUGGAGGGGAAGUACGACGACGAACGUGUUUCAUUCAGAAACUAUAAAUGUCAAGCCUCAGGGUCAAUUUUGCGACCUUAUACACAACCUGAUAAGGCAGUUUUUUUCAUAGAAGGGAGUUUACAGCUGGCGGAUUUCAGGAGCUAUUUCUCGGGAACUAUUUCACAUCUCGCAGGGCUUCGUGAACUUGACAUAUAACAAGGCGGGGUUUU